AUGGAUACUGCAAAUGUGCUCCUGGAGUUGCAAAGUAGCGCCACCUGGGAUGCCGUGCAGGACGAGCUGCUCCUAAGACUUCUGCAGUCCUUGCGAGAUGGCAUUUUGAGGCGUGUGGAGAGCACCGAGGAGCGGCUCCAAGCCACCGCACAACGUGCGGAGGCAGUGGGCUUAAAGCUGCGGAGUGCCAACUGUCAACUGGAGAUUUUGGCGCAGAGCCAAUUCUUGGAACAUCGCAUCCAAACCGACGAGGACGAGGUUGAGCAGAUGGUUGAGUCGCACACGGAGGACCUUUGGUCCAGCUGUGAUCUCCAACAGAUCCCUGAGGCGGAGUUCGAAGCCAUAAAGACCGCUUUGGCCUUGGGACAGACCUUCGUCCAAGAGCAGGUCCCAGAGGACUGGCCGCCUCUCCCAGAGGUGGUGGGCAGCGAGGCCUGGCAAAGCUCCUGGAUCACUCCGGUGGAGGACUUCUUGGCUGAAGCGCCUGUUGCACCAGUCGCGACGCCGCUGCUGCCGGAAAGUGGCGGCACAAGCCCUCAUGCGGUUCAGGCCGACGAGGAGACCUGGGAGGAAUGGCCAGAGGCAAGCCAUUCGCCGGUCCCGCCUCUCCAGUCCCUUGAGCCGGAGCCGGACCUGGCAAGUCAGCUCAACGCUCUCCUCAAGAGUCGUGGGGGUCCAGUGGGCGAGGCCUCGGAUGAGCAGUGCCUGGACCUCCUGGUGCUGCAAUGCACCUGCCGCUGGUGGCAAAAGCAGUUCAAGCAACGGAUUGAGCCCUUGUACGGCUUUGCUCUACCGGCCGUCGCUCACGUAGCGAUGCACUGGGGCAUGUUUACCGAGCACGGAGUCAUCUCAACGCGCAACUGGCAGGAUGACAGUGAAGUGGUUUGGAUCACCGACCCUGAUGAGGAUCACGGUGACUUUGAGGGAUCCAGCGAAGGCUCGAGAAUCUCCCCAUGGCCAGCCUAUCAGUUAUGGCAUGCCUUGAUGAAGAGAGUUUGUGCUUGGCAUUCCUCUCAAGGAAAGCCUCAACCGUUUGGUCAAGGCCUCGAGGCCUGCCGCUUGCAGUUGGGUCCACGGAGCCGUCGCUUAGACAUCGAGGCAGGUCUUUCAGCCUUCCAGCGAGACCAUAUGGAUGAUGCGACGCAUGGUGGCCAUGAAGAACCACCUUCCAUCCUUCAAGACGCUUUGCUGCCACUGGGCCGCCAGAAAUCCUUCCAUGGACGGCGAACGUAUGUGGAGUCGGGAGUGCUUUUAGAUGGCCGGAGCCAUCAUGCUAGGCGGCAGGCGCUCGCUCCGUUGACUGGGAAUCUGGUCCGGCAUCUUCGCAACGCCGCGGCGCAUACUCAACCAGGGGAGCAGGUGUUUGGUUUGUGUCAAACCGCGUUCCCAGAUGUUGACUCGGAGCUCCUGUCUUCUGUUUUUGAGCAGGUUUUGAAGCUUGUUUGUCGCGAAGGGCUUCUGGUCGUGACUCGUACUGAGUGGACAAGGGCAUGGGCACGGGCAAUCAAUCCAACCUGGGCCGCCUCCGACCGGGCCCUUGCCACACUGGAUGGCGUCUCCACCUUUGCAGACCGCGACGGUGCCUUUCGCAAGAUUCGGCCGGUGGGGAACCCUUGCCUUACCAUGGUCAAGAAGACUUCUGAAUUUGCUGUUGUCUCGGUGCAAGGGGCAGGCACGGGCUUGCUUACCUGUGUCAUUCCUGACUUGGUGGCUCCCUCUCCGUUGUCAGAGUAUAAGCUGGGUGAUGCGCAAUUGACCCUCUGUGCACAACACAAAGAUGAAUUUGAUUUUCUCCAGGUUGACGCAGAGUUACCCAUUCCAGAACAUUCAGACCUGCAGGUCUGUGUUCCUACCACUGACACUCAAGAGGUGGCUGAUACACUCAACGGAUAUUGGUCGCAGUUUUGGACUUGGGAUGAUGAACCCACCACCUGGGAUGAUUUCUCCUCACUUCUUCAUCAAACACCUGCCCUCCCAGAAAUGGAUGUUACCCUCACGUUUGCUGAGUGGAAACAAGCGAUUCAGCAUUUGAAGGUGAACACUGCCAGGGGCAUUUGUGGAUGGUAUGCACAGGAACUCCGAGAUUUGCCAGAUCAAGCACUUGACGACCUACUCCGGUUGUUUAGCUCUCAGCUGUCGUCAAUGCCAGCCCAUCUUAUGACGGCUCGUACCAUUCCUUUGGGCAAGACAAAGGAACCAGAUCAGGCACAUCUGACCAGGCCUAUUACCAUUCUCUCCUUGCUUUACAGGCUUUGGGGGCGGGCUACUACCACCAAGAUCCUGCAGUAUUGGUCAGCUUCAUUUCUGCCACAGGUGGGCUUUUUGCCAGGUCGCUCCCUGGCCAAUGCCAUGAUUGCUUUCCAAAAUCGACUGGAACAAGCACAUAUGGGCGCGAAUGUUUCCUAUGGUGGGCUGACUUUGGACCUCAUCAAAGCCUUUAAUUUCAUUGGCCGCGAACCUGCAGCCGAAGCAAUGAUGCACUAUGGUGUUCCCUCCGACUGGGUACAGUUCUGGUAUGCUUCCAUUACCGACAUGCAUCGGGCGGCCAGUGCAGCAGUACUCCUGUCCAGACAGCAUGUGGAGACCUCUGCUCUGAUAGCAAGCCUCCUUCUGGACUUUGAUACUACACAACGUAUACCAGCAGAGUUUGUCACCAUGUUUGUCACCCCGACCAACGGUUCCCAAACUAUUCCUCGCUCGGAACUGGCCAUUGUCGUUCGUGUUCUUCAGAGCUGCCCACGUGUUGAGGUGGUCACUGAUUCGCAAUACGUCAUUGAUCAACAUGCCAUGCUUUUACAGCAAGACCAAAUAGGUAGCUGUCAGGCCAUGCCCAACUAUGACUUGCUCCAACAGUUACAUGCUUUGCAGAGGCAGCCAGGCUAUGACGUUGUGUUGACCAAGGUGAAAUCCCAUCAGUUGCAAUCAGGUCCGCCUACAUGGUCGAGGCUCCUGCAAUUGGGCAAUGAGGCAGCUGAUCAGGCUGCCAAGGAGGCCAGGAAGUCUCCAGUGGCAACUUGUCGACAAGUUCCUCUUCAACAUCACCAAGAAGAACGACAACGGGUGCAAGCCCAAUUUGCGUUGUGCUAUGAUGUGGGAUGUCUUCGCAAGCAACUCCUGGCGAAAGUCUCACCAGAGGCUCGGGACCCUGAUCCGUCCCAGGCCACACCAGUCCUGCAGUACGAUGAUACACAUGCUUUUCCACCCGGUCUACAUCUUUCUCCCCUUCUGCGCUACAGUCUUUGGGGUGAGGGUUUCAGUGCAGGAAUUCUGUACUGGGCCACCCAUUUGAAGUGGCCAAGCGGAAGCUUCCUUACAGAUAAGGCUGAUGUGGCAUCACCAAGGGUGACUUGGAUGGAGCUCCUGCUGGACUGCCAACUCCCUUUACAACUGUAUUGGCCGCACAGUAUCGUGAGCUCCAAGUACCCACCUGUGCUGAGGUACCCGGCUCAUCAUGGAGUGCAUCAAGUUGAUAUUCCGUUCUCCUGGACCUUGAGCAACUUUCGAAGGGCCAUGAGGCAUCUUGAAGAUUUGCUACAGAUUUCCUUGCUGCCCCGAUCACGAGGCACUGUCAAUUCGCUCUAUCGAGUUGGAGCACGAGGCCACAAGAAGGGAAUACCCUGGAGGCCGCAGCUGUGCUGUCCCCAGGAAGUUGAACAGACGCUCAAGGCCUAUUUUACCGAACACCCACGCUGCACCCAAUUUCGGCAUCAGCCACAAUUGCUUGAGCGCACACCUCAUUUUGUGGUGAACUGGACUCCUGCCGAAGUCUCUUAUGAUCCCCAGAUUGGCAAAAAGCGCCUACAACGUCUCGAACCUCGACCAAGCUCUUCCUCACAGGCACCCAUCUCUCCAGCCAAAGGCCGACGACGUGCACCGCCCAGCGUGGAUGCCUUGGAGCUGGAGGACUCAACGGCGUCCGCCGGGUUGCCGUCGUGUCACUCGAGCCCAAAGCGGAGAUCCUUGCGGCUCUUGGACGAGGAGGAGGAACUUUUGCCGCCUCCAAUUUCCAGGUCUCGGCCGAGGGUGUUGACUUUGUCACCCAGUACGCUGCAUUGCGACCGAGCUGAACACUUGGACCAUUGGCCGAUGGGUUCUCUGGACUUGGACCGCCCGGAAUCUCCUGCGCCCAACCGGGAGGACUUCAGGGCUUCGAUCCCUUGCGGCGUGGCGGUGAUCUUCUUCGACUUCGACGGCACGCUCACCGCCACGCCGGGGGACCGGGCCUCCCGGCGAACGAAGCAGGUGGAGUUGCAGGCGCGAGCGCCGAUGCUGGGGCCUCGGCUCAAGGCCUUGCGCCAGAGCGGAGCCUCGCUGGGGAUCAUCUCCAAGAGCACGGAGAGUACCAUCCGGAGCGCGCUGGAAGCGUGUCAGCUCCACAAGCUGUUCGACGCGCCAUUGGUUGCCAAGGCCGUAGGCUUUGAGGGGAAAGUUGGCUUCAUUGAAGACUUGGCCGUGCGGGGCUGCCUUCCAAGAUUGGGUUCCACUCGUGGACAUCAGGUGGCCUUCCACCGGAUCUUGCUGGUGGAUGAUGAUCUCUUGGAGUUGGAUCGGGCACGGCAGCGGGGGUUGCAGACUUAUGCAGCACCUGAGGAUGGAGGGCUACAAGAAGAGGACUUCGAGGUCAUUGCCGAGUCCUUGCGCUUGCCACGACCCAGUUCGCACCCUCUGCCCUCACAUGCGCGGAUCCCCAACAGUUUCACCUCCCGUUGCCGCUCGGCGGCGGCGCCGAGCCGCCCCGUGCGGCUGCCCUCGAUUGACGCACGAAGCCGCUGGAAGACGAGGAUCCUUUUCUCCGGCGACUGUUUGGGCGACUUCUGA
Molecule: messenger RNA, 4818 nt
Organism: Durusdinium trenchii
Lineage: Eukaryota; Dinophyceae; Suessiales; Symbiodiniaceae
Source: the annotation of a GenBank genome assembly